CCCCAUCGCAAGGUGUUGCACAAAGCUCUGCCGCUGCCUGGUCCUGCCUUUCCCUGCCGCGCGCUGCGGACCGUGUGCGGCCCCGCCCCCGCGGCCCUCAGCGCCGCCUCGCCCCGCUGGCCUUUUCCCCCUAGGAGCCGUGCGCGAGGACUGCUGAGGCCGCAGAGCCUCUCCGUCUCCCGUGCUUUGAAAGCACAGGAUUUAAAUUUCUUCUCCGCCUUCAAGUCUUCCUUUUCACAGUUCUUUCAGUGAGUGAAUGAAUAAACAGAUUGUAUCAUGAGUGGUUGAAUGAACAAUGCUUGUGAGUCUUUGACACCAUGAUGUACAUACGGCAAAGAAAAGAGGUAAAAACCACUGAGGUUGUCGAUGACUUACCUGCACAAGAAGAAAAUGGGAAGUUAGAAAAUAAAUUACCAUCUGGUUGUACCAAUGGAAGAUUUUGGAAGAUUCUAUCAUUCACAGUUGGUGGAACCACUGCCCUUGGUAUUGGACUUCUUACGUCUGUCUACCUUGCGACCUUACAUGAAAAUGACUUAUGGUUUUCUAACAUUAAGGAAGUGGAGCGAGAAAUCUCAUUCAGAACAGAAUGUGGAUUGUAUUACUCCUACUACAAGCAGAUGCUGCAGGCUCCAACCGUCAUGCAAGGUUUUUAUGGCUUAAUAUAUGAUAAUAAGACAGAAUCUAUGAAGACAAUUAAUCUCCUGCAACGAAUGAAUAUUUAUCAAGAGGUUUUCCUCAGUAUUUUAUAUAGAGCUCUACCCAUACAGAAAUAUUUAGAGCCAGUUUAUUUUUAUAUUUACACCUUAUUUGGACUCCAAGCAGUCUAUGUCACGGCUCUUUAUAUAACCAGCUGGCUCCUUAGUGGUACCUGGCUAUCAGGACUAUUAGCAGCUUUCUGGUAUAUCACAAAUAGAAUAGAUACCACAAGAGUUGAAUUUACCAUCCCUCUGAGGGAGAACUGGGCACUGCCAUUCUUUGCGAUCCAGAUAGCAGCAAUUACGUACUUCCUGAGACCAAACUUACAGUCUCUUUCUGAAAGGCUGACACUUCUUGCCAUUUUCAUAUCAACUUUUCUCUUUAGUCUGACAUGGCAAUUUAAUCAAUUUAUGAUGCUGAUGCAAGCAUUAGUGCUGUUCAUACUGGACUCCUUGGACAUGCUGCCUGCUGUGAAGGCAACAUGGCUGUAUGGUAUACAGAUCUCAGGCUUGCUCCUGGUCUGCAUUCUUCAGUUUUUCAAUUCCAUGAUUCUUGGAUCAUUGAUUAUCAGCUUCAACCUUUCAGUAAUAAUUGUAAGAAAACUUCAGAAAAACCUGAAAACUGGAAACUUCCUUAACAGGAUCAGGAAACUUUUGUUACAUUUAUUUAUAGUUUUCUGUUUAACACUUUUUCUCAACAAUAUUAUUAAGAAAAUUCUUAACCUGAAGUCAGACGAACACAUAUUUAAAUUCCUAAAGGCAAAAUUUGGGUUUGGAGCAACAAGGGAUUUUGAUGCAAAUCUAUAUCUGUGUGAAGAAGCUUUUGGCCUCCUGCCUUUUAAUACUUUUGCACGGCUUUCAGAUACUCUGCUCUUUUAUGCUUACAUAUUUGUGCUGUCCAUCACAGUGAUCGCAGCAUUGGUCGUUGCCUUUCAUAAUCUCAGUGACUCUACAAUUCAACAAUCCAUGGGUAAAAUGGGAAAAUGCACAGUUGAUCUGAAACCAGAAACUGCUUACAACUUAAUACACACCAUUCUGUUUGGAUUCUUGGCACUGAGUACAAUGAGGAUGAAGUACCUCUGGACAUCACACAUGUGUGUGUUUGCAUCAUUUGGUCUGUGCAGCCGUGAAAUAUGGGAGUUACUUCUGAAGUUGGUCCAUCUUUAUAACCCAAAGAGGAUAUGUAUAAUGCGAUAUUCAGUUCCAAUAUUAAUACUGCUGUAUCUGUGCUAUAAGUUCUGGCCAGGAAUGAUGGAUGAACUCUCCGAGUUGAGAGAAUUCUAUGACCCAGAUACAGUGGAGCUGAUGAACUGGAUUAACUCUAACACCCCAAGAAAGGCAGUGUUUGCUGGAAGCAUGCAGUUACUGGCUGGAGUCAAGCUGUGCACAGGAAGGACCUUAACCAACCACCCGCACUACGAAGACAGCAGCCUGAGGGAGCGAACCAAAGCGAUUUAUCAGAUAUAUGCAAAGAGGUCCCCAGAGGAAGUGCAUGCCCUCCUGAAGUCCUUUGGCACUGACUACGUGAUCCUGGAAGACAGCAUCUGCUACGAGCGUAGGCACCGCCGGGGCUGCCGGCUUCGGGACCUGCUGGACAUCGCCAAUGGACAUGUGAGCAUGUCGCAUUACGCAACAGGACUCUGCAAGAGAGAAUGGGAUUUCAAUGAUGGAUGGCCCAGGAGAGAAUGACCCUGACUUGAAGCCUGCAGACCACCCUCGAUUCUGUGAAGAGAUCAAAAGAAACCUCCCUCCCUACAUGGCACACUUUACCAGGGUGUUUCAGAACAAGACCUUUCACGUCUACAAGCUGUCCAGGAACAAGUAGUGGAUGUUCUGGCCCUUCUCCGUUUUGGACACUGUGAAACUACAUCGUAAGGGGAGUCGGUAGCUGAUGGUUCCAGGGUGAAUGGGUCAGUGGUACCCAAAAGCUGUGACAUGCAGACAUCCUGCACCUGUUAACACAAGUGUCACCGUCUUCAACAGCUGAAGUCUUUUUUUGUCUUGAUCUUUCACAUAUUGUAAUAUUCAUUAGACGAAAUGUUCACAACUGCCUAAGACUCAUCUGGAAUUUGGCUCUUGGGUAGAAGGGUGUGUGCUCCAGGUAGCCUGGACAGCACCAUGCCAUGCUGAGACAGCCAGCCUGAUCAGAAUCAGAAAUACUUUUCAUUUUUACAGGACACCGCUGACUGAAUGGAAAGGAAAGGAUGCAUAAUUAAAUUAUUUAAUAUUAUUUCACUAGGGAAGAUCAGUUGGUGGCUUUUUAAAAAGCUGUUUGUUGUCCUUUUUCAUCUUUACAAUUUUAUAAUGUUUUCUAAUUUUUCUGAUUUUAACAUGAACAACAACAAAAAAAUCAAGUUAAGUCUUUUAUGUAUCUUACACAUCACGUUGUACCCUAAAAUGUCAUAUAUUCAGUAAUCUAUGUCACACAUGGACAGUGUUUUAAUACUGGGCAAGGAAGAAGUGUCACAAGUUCUAUGUGGUUCAGUCCUCAGAAGUCUAUUUAGGAGAGUAGAAUUUCUUAACUUUUUAGUCUUAUUUAAAACAAAAGGAAAAACAAACAAACAAAAAAAAACUAUUGAUACUCUAAUCUCUCCGGCAAGUAAAAUAGUUUGCUUCAUUUCUUACUCAUUUCAAUUUACUGGGUUUGCAAAAUUUUGUAAACUUUUUGUGUUUUUAGCCUUUGUAUUUUUUACAGCCUAGAACCUUGCAAAUUCUGAAAAUUUUUUAAACAUUGUGUCUUGACUAGUUGACUAACGCAGUAUUUUUGGCAGACAGCCUUCGCCUACCAAGUUUGACUCGUGGUCUCCAAUCUUAUGCUGAGGGCCCUGGUAACGUUAUUCUUUUCCUCGCUAAAGGGUAACCAAGUGCCUCCAAGUUAUGUUAUUUGUAAGAAUGAAGAAGAUUAUACAAACCUGCUCAAAAUUUUUGAUAAUUGCUUUUAUAAUUCAUUUCUAAUGAUUAGACAUGUAAAAGUUGCUGAUAAAAGCAUAUCGUCUAUUUAAUUAGAUCAAGCUGGCUAAUGAAAUUAACUUUCUCCCCUGUUCUUGGCAGCUGGAAAUGAUUUACAUGUUUCUCCUUGCAGUUGCAGUGAAGUAAAUUGCCAUCGGCAUCAAGAUGGAUAGCAUCACACGUCCACAUGAUUUCGUAUUCAGCUACUACUUAUUAAGAGUGUUCAAAAACAUUUUUACACUGUCUUGUUGGACACAAGGGUACUUGGUUUUUAUCAAAACUUAUUUAAAUAAAAAAUUGGCAGUAGCUGGGUUAUUAAAUUAUGCAACUGAAACUCCUGAAUUAUAUCUUUCCUACAUUUGUUAAUAAGGUUGGAGACCACGGCAGUUUAGGGUAAUACAAUAAUAAAACAUUUUAAUCAGUACUGAAAGUUUAAUUAAGCCAGUAGUGAUGCAUGCCUGUUGUAGCUGACAGCAUGGGUCAGUACACCCCUUGGCGGUGCCUUACUCUAACUGAAACCAAGCACAUGUAAGGUACAGUAUGUUGACACUAUGUGAUUUUUUACAACCUCUGUUACUCUUUCAGGCCUAUUUAAGUUUAUUUUAAAUAUUCCUGUGUGUAUUUGUCUUAAGUAUUUGGAAUCACUAUACAAGGAAAACGUACUUAAGUUUGUAUGCUCAUCUCCACCACGUUGAUGGCAUCCACUGAGUUUUUUCAUAGUAACACUGUUGCCAAAACAUUUAGUGUUCAGUCUUUAGUGAAAAAUAUAAAGUGCCAAAAAAAAAAAUAUUGCAAGACAGAAUCCAUGUAUACACUCUUUCCAAGACACUGUGACCAUGCACAGUAGAAGUUUUUAUUUCCUGAUGAUCCAGUUUCCCAACAAAUCAUGUUAGCUAUUUUUAGAACCUGUCAGAUUUCUCAUUUAUGACCUUGUUGUUGACUCACACAGGAGGAAACAGGGAGAGCAUCUGGUCUGGCUGUAGCUUUAGCCUCUCUGCAAGCUGAAGCAAGAGCCCUGUGGCCUGAACUCCCCAGCACACAAGCCUUGGGGGCUGUUCCAUGUUUGGUGACAACCUCAAAUUAUGGCUCUCACUUUCUGGACAGAAACACCCUCUGACUUGGCUUCUGGCUUCACAGUCGAAAAGACCUCCUAAAUACAGUAGGAGUGCUUAUAAUUGGCUCCACUUGUGAUUCCCCAGAGCACUGAAGUCCCCAUCCCUCCUGUGGGCUGCUCCCCAGCCCGACACAGCAGACAAGAGGGUGUAUUCCUGGUGCCCUUGCACCCCACCUCCACUGGAUGCUGCUCUUGGGGCUCUCCCUGGGAAUUCGUAUUGUGAGUGCACAACUCAGUCAGCUGUGUAUAAACCUAGGAGACUUGGGUGUAAAAAGAAAGAAUUGUGUCUACAAAAAUUAAAUGGAAUGUUUUGGUAAGAUUUGAUGAAUGCUGAAUUGCUAAUAAAACUACUUUUUGAUCCAUCAGGUUUAAAGAAGGUUUUUAAAUAUUGGGGAAAACAUAAAAAUCAAGAAAAUUUGUCUAGGUAUUCAUUCUGCCUUUAAAAUGCCUAAACCAAUAAGAAGGUAUUAAAAUGUACCCAAAUUGCAUUGUUGGUGUGAUUUAUGCAAGGAGUAGAACCACAGUCACUGUAUUGUUACAAAGAGGAAAGUCGCUGACUUCACUGCAAAAUAUUAGGAAAUGUAGGACUAGAGAUACAGCUCAGUGGCAGAGCACGCGCCUCACAUGUGAGGGGUCCCAUGUGGAGGACCAGGAAAAAAAUACCCAUAUGUUACGCUUCCCUAUUUAUCCUACUUAAUAAUUAAAUGACCAACUACUAGUAAUAAUUAACAGUUUGCUAGUAGAAAUUCUACCCAAGUUGAAAGGUCCCUAUCACUUUUCUUGCAGGCCUUUAUAGAACAGCAGUUCAUUUCAGAUGUAUUAGUUAGGAGGUUCGGAGGUUAGUCCAUAAGGGGUGAUCUAGGUCAUUUGCUGUCUCUUAAAGAUGAUUUCCCUGACCUGUGUGAGUCCAGUUAGGUUUAGAGUGUGUGCGUGUUGGGUAGGUGCUGCUGGUGACAAGGACAUAUAUAGAUGUCUCAUCUGGUCUGCAUCUUUAUUUCACAAUUAACUAAAAUGAGUAUACUGACUCCAUAUUAAUUUUUACUAUGAUGUCAAAACUUUGAUUCAUCCUUGACCAAAAUUCACCCAAUAUUUCACAUAGAAAUAUUUAAUUUAAAAAAUUUAACUCAGCCCUUCACAUUAAUAGGAAGAUACCAAAAUUUUCUCAGCUCACGUAUCUUGGUUAACACGCUCCCAGAUAUUUUAUACAUGACAACCUUUUAGCCUAGGACAGAGUGAUUGUUCAUGGGAAAAAAGCUUUUAAGAUGAGAGUAGCUCACUUUCUUGUGGCUGUUGAGAUUCUGUUUUUAAAAUCCAAUGAGUAAAUCUUACAAAGAGCUUUUAUAAUUUGUUGUACUGAAUUGUAUGGAGAUUAUAUACUAAAUAAAGCUCUUUUAGAUUACACAAAA
Molecule: messenger RNA, 6164 nt
Organism: Cavia porcellus (domestic guinea pig)
Lineage: Eukaryota; Metazoa; Chordata; Mammalia; Rodentia; Caviidae
Gene: Dpy19l3
Product: dpy-19 like C-mannosyltransferase 3
Exons: 20
Coding region: 318-2384 (688 amino acids)
Cellular component (GO): nuclear inner membrane
Molecular function (GO): mannosyltransferase activity
Source: RefSeq, a predicted model, not a curated record